AGAAGCAAACGGUGCGGCAGCGUUCACGCCAGUCGCGAGUCACCACACCAACCUGUAUCUCGUGUCCCUGAGCCGCCCAUCAGUUCGUCGGCCCUCAUGGGCGGCGAGGUGUAGAGGCGGGGGCGCAGAGGAGCAUCCAGGGCUCCCGUCAGUUUCCCAGUGGUUACCGUGUUCGCGUCCGGCCGCCUGUCUUGUCUCAUCCGCCGCCGGGCACUCCCCGGUGCCCUCCGACGCGUUCUCUUCUCCUGUUCAUCCCUGCCCUGCCUUACUGCCUUCACCGCUGUCUUUCCUUUCUUGUCCCGUUCACCCCGCUCUCUCUCUCUCUCUCUCUCUCUCUCUCUCUCUCUCUCUGGCGGCGAGCCGGCGACGACUGGGCGAGCGCCGCCGCCGCCCUACGCCAGGUGCCCAGGUCUUCGUCGGGCUCUUCACCGGCGACGAGCACACACCAGCUCCUCACACCCGAAUCCUGGAAACACACGCGCAGCACAGCAGCCGCAGCGGACGAGCUCGUCUUCCCCAACCCCCGCAACGGCUCCGACGAGGACGGCUCGGCGGUGGUGGCGGGCGCGGGGGCGGCGACGGCAAAGGCCGCGGUAACGCCGCCGGCCGGGGCGGCGGUGGAUGUCCGGUGGGCGGAAAUUAUCUGGAGUACGGGGCUGUUUGGUUGCCGGCCACGGUCUGCCACGCCUAAGGCUCCUAGGACGAGGUCUUUUUAUGUUAUAAGCUGCAAUGAAGGAUUCUCAGGAUAUUCAGAGCACGACAGAGUUGCAGUCAUCAAAACAAGGUACUAAUGAAGUGCAGAGUCAGCAACCAAAUCCAAUGGCCACUGAUGCUCCUGCAGGAGAUUCUGGUUCCCUGUCAGUAGCUAGUAAUGACAAUAAGAAGGUCUCUCGUGAAGACAUUGAACUUGUACAGAAUUUGAUAGAGCGCUGUCUACAGCUAUACAUGAACAAAGGAGAAGUUGUUAGAACUCUUUCUACUCGCGCAAGAAUAGAACCUGGCUUCACUACCUUAGUAUGGCAGAAACUCGAAGAAGAGAACUCUGAGUUCUUUAGGGCUUACUAUAUACGGUUGAAAUUGAAAAGGCAGAUCAUCUUGUUCAAUCAUUUAUUGCAACACCAGUACAAUUUAAUGAAAUAUCCCGCACCUCCAAGUGUUCCAUUGGCUCCAAUACAAAAUGGGAUUCAUCAUAUGCCAGUUAGCAAUCUACCAAUGGGGUAUCCAGUACUUCAACAGCCUAUGAUGCCUGCUCCAGGCCAGCCUCACAUAGAUCCAAUGGCCUGUGGUCUGUCCAGUGGUCAUGUAGUGAAUGGAAUCCCUGCGCCAGGUGGUUAUCAUCCAAUUCGCAUGAACUCUGGAAAUGACAUGGCUGUGGACAAUGGUGUGGCGGAAGCACCACAUGCUGGUGUUACUGGCAGUGCUAUGUCAUCUGAGAUGGCUGUGAGUCCCUCAUCAGUGGCUUCAAGCAACCAUGCUCCUUUUACACCAUCGGAGAUACCAGGGAUGAACAUGGAUGUAUCAGCCCUAGAUUCGACAUUUGGAUCUGAUGUAGGAAAUGCCGGACCUCUGCAAUUAGGACCAGAUGGGUCGUCAAGAGACUCCAUCAAAUCCUUAGGGCAGCUCUGGAAUUUCAGCCUUUCCGAUCUAACAGCAGAUUUGACAAGCUUGGGAGAUUUGGAAGCGCUGGAGAACUACGCCGGUACCCCUUUCCUGCCUUUGGAUUCUGACAUCUUACUUGAUUCCCCUGAUCAGGAUGACAUAGUUGAGUAUUUUGCUGACGCCAUCAACGGAUCUCAAUCAGAUGAAGAGAAACCAUAACGAAGCUAGUUUCAUAUCAAUAGCCCCGUUCAGGUUCAGGAAGGACUGCUUGCCAUCUCUCAUGUAGUGUAAGUUUGCUGCGAUGCCGCGGCAAAUCUAACUGUGUAUCCUCCCCCCACAGGUGGGGUAUCUGCCACUAGAUAAUUUUGUAGUGGUUAUUAAAAUCCUAAUUCUUUCGAAUAAACAGUUGGUUGGUGUAGCCUUAGUCAGAUAAAAGUCGCUGGCUGCGAAUGGUGGGAUGGAAAGUUUACAGUUUGUGACUGUCAAACCUUACCUCAGGAACUCUUCUUAUUUGCUACAGAAGUAAACAGUACCCUUC
Molecule: messenger RNA, 2137 nt
Organism: Setaria italica (foxtail millet)
Lineage: Eukaryota; Viridiplantae; Streptophyta; Magnoliopsida; Poales; Poaceae
Exons: 11
Coding region: 730-1818 (362 amino acids)
Source: RefSeq, a predicted model, not a curated record